AUGUCAGAAAAGUCGCUGCAGCUAGCAGAAUGGACGGCUUUGAAAGACUAUAUUGAGGAGUGUCGGGAAGAAUUGGCUGCUGGAAAACAAACCCAAGCAUGCCUGAAGGCUCUGAAGGUACAGCUACCGCCUCCUCCUUAUGUGAAGGCUGGCAUACUGGACAAGAGGAGGACUGUGCUGUACCAUCGAUUUGAGCAAAAUGGAUCGGAUUCUAGACCGCAUGAUGAACAUUCACACAUUGUUUUGCCAAGAGUGUCGCAUUGGGCCAUCUGGUUCGUGGUACUAUUUUUCAUCUACUGCUCCGUCUCAGUGCGAACGUACAACUCGCGUUUGGGUCGACGCCCGACACUUGUACGUCGAUUGUCCGCCAAGGAACAAGAGAAGCUACUACGUUCAGACCGUCUUAAUCCCGAUGAUGAGCUCGCUACGGCUACAAUAAGACAUCCAGCUAGCCCGAUCGAAUCUUCUCUCCGACGUCGUGCAGUCCGCACGCACCCCAUCUUCCGCCAUGCCAACCUCGAAGAAGCCAUCCACCACCAAGACAUAGCCGAGAUCAGACUGCGUCUCACCAAUGGAGAAGACGUGAACCAACAUUGGCCUUAUCUGAUCUACAAGCUGGCCAUAUCGCCACCUUCGGUAGACACCCCGAAACACCUCGAGAUCGCGCGGCUCUGUCUUGACUUCGGCGCUGAUGUCAACGCUCUCAAAGGCUGGAACGGACAAUCCGCACUCAUGAUCGCCAUCCACUUCGGCAACCUCGACGUCGCAAAGCUGCUCAUCGUCAACGGCGCAAUGGUAUCUUACUCGCCACCGGACAGUAAUCUGACGGCGUUGCAUCGCUGCGUACGACUGGCGGUUACUGGCUCCGCAACAGAUGCGCUUGCAAUCAUAGAGCUGCUCUUCCAAUUCGGUGCAAAUCCGAAUCAAGCAGAUCGCGCUGGGGAAACACCGCUACACAGAUUACUAAUUGAUGCGUGGCUAAAGAAGAAUAGUCCGAGCUGCAUGAAGAAGCUGGCAGUUGUCGCGCUUUGUCUCGUUGAACAUGGCGCAUAUAUGCCGAAUACGCUAAAGGAGAAGUACAUUAUUGGCAAUCCGGUAUGGCAGGUUGUACAGAGCGCCGUGCUCAAGAGAAGCGAAAUCGACAGCUGUGAUAAGACAGCUGUUGCGGGGAAGCCUCUUUAA
Messenger RNA from Didymosphaeria variabile, 1182 nucleotides. RefSeq lists its product as uncharacterized. Gene Ontology annotation, molecular function: protein binding. NCBI's taxonomy places the organism in Eukaryota, Fungi, Ascomycota, Dothideomycetes, Pleosporales, Didymosphaeriaceae. The coding region runs from base 1 to 1182 and encodes 393 amino acids. The transcript has a single exon. The record is from RefSeq and is a predicted model, not a curated record.